Molecule: messenger RNA, 851 nt
Organism: Delphinapterus leucas (beluga whale)
Lineage: Eukaryota; Metazoa; Chordata; Mammalia; Artiodactyla; Monodontidae
Gene: APLN
Product: apelin
Biological process (GO): signal transduction
Molecular function (GO): apelin receptor binding; hormone activity
Source: RefSeq, a predicted model, not a curated record
GCAGCAUGAAUCUGCGGCUCUGCGUGCAGGCGCUCCUGCUGCUCUGGCUCUCCUUGAGCGCGGUGUGUGGAGGGCCCCUGCUGCAGACUUCUGACGGGAAGGGGAUGGAGGAAGGCACCAUCCGCCACCUGGUGCAGCCCAGAGGGCCGAGGAGCGGCCCAGGGCCCUGGCAGGGAGGUCGGAGGAAGUUCCGCCGCCAGCGGCCGCGCCUCUCCCAUAAGGGCCCCAUGCCUUUCUGAAGCAGGACUGAAGGGGCCACCACGUGUCCGCCCCCCGUGAUUCUCUCUACUCCUCCGUCGAUCGGCCUGCUUCUCUGGAGCCCCCCCAUCCGUUCGCCUCAUCUGGCCCCUGUUCUAGCUGCUGACGGUCCGGCUCUUCUCCCCCACCAGCCUCCCCGAAUGGAUUGGCGUGCUCCUGCCCCUAGCAAGGACCCAUUCAGUGCCCCCUCGUGACUUGGGAGACCCUGCACUGGAAGGCCGUCCUUCCUCUCCGCAGCCCUCCCUCUGCUCUAGUCCCUACCUCUUGUGUCCAAUACCCUAACAUCGAACGCUUCUCUCGGCCCUUCCUGCCUCAGGUAUGCCCUGGGGUCUGGGUGGAACCCGCCCUUCUUUAAUGGGGCUCCAGCAGAGUCCACGGCUUUGCAUCAGCACUUCCCCCCCAGGCCUCCAGAGGGCCAUAGAGAGCGGAGCAAUGAGAGACUCCAGUGAGAGGGACCGGGUCGUUGGGACGCAGACAGGGUGCCUUGGGGGCAUGGGAACGGGAGCUUGGCGAUCUGGCGAAGGGGGAGUGAAGCAUCGGAGAAGAGGAGGAAUAGCUACUGUGGCCUCUUCCUCAUCCCCAUGUUUGGCCCG